GAGUAAAUCACUGAUAGAGUGGCAGACAAGGCAGUUGGGACGCCGCUCUGCCAGAGAUUAUGAACUGUUAAAGAAUCAGGAUCAGAGCAGCCGAGCACAUCUGUCCAAGGGCCAAGACGCUGGUGGUUAUAAUUGUGCCACCACCUGUAGAGUGACUGGUAUCGGCUGCACGCCCGUCCGCCACGCCGAGAGCGUCAAGCGGAUGGCCAGCACAGCCGAUGCCGCGUCCCCUGCAAUCCGCACCCUUAUUCAGGUGCACGAAAAUGAAUCUGCCUGCACCAAGACAACAACCCCUUCGGCAAGUUUGAACUUUCUGGUGUUCCUCAAGUUGGGGUCACCUUCGACAGUGGUCCCAACGGUAUCUCGAACAUUUCUGCUUCUGGCAAGACUAUGGGCAAGUCGAGUGCUAUCACCAAUGACAAAGCCUGCCCCAGGAGAUUGAGCCCAUGAUUUCCGCGGCCGAGAUAUAGGCAAGCCUCAUGGCACAUGUGUCUAGUGUUUGGACGAGGUGUCAUUAAUCUACAGCUGAGGGUGGCACUGCUUCUGCUCGUACCCCCUCCAGGAGCAGCCUCGAGUCAUACACCCACAACCUCUCUAACUCGAUCAUUGACGAUGGUCUCUCUGGCGAGUUCGACCCCACCGACAAGACCAAGCUCGAGACUACCAUAAAUGAGGCCAUCUCAUGGCUUGGCAGCUCGCAGGAGGCUUUCAGGGAGGAGUACGAUGAGAAGCGGAAGGAGCUCGAGGACACCGAUUGCCGUUAG
Macrolepiota fuliginosa MF-IS2 is the source of this 764-nucleotide messenger RNA. Lineage: Eukaryota; Fungi; Basidiomycota; Agaricomycetes; Agaricales; Agaricaceae. The record is from the annotation of a GenBank genome assembly.